AUGGCUUUGGUGGCUCAUUUCGAUUUGGAGUUACACCAAAUGGAUGUAAAAACUGCUUUUCUAAAUGAGAAUUUAGAUGAAGAGGUUUAUAUGGAUCAACCUGAAGGUUUCUUGAUUAAAGGAAAGGAGCAUAUGAUCGUUCCUGAUGCAAUUCAUCAUCGGAAAGAAGAGUCGGAAACUAUCACCCUCAAGCAAAAGAGCGAAGAGUCGUUAAAAGACUAUAUCUCUCGCUUCAACAAGGAGGCUUUGCAGGUGGAUGACUACUCCGACAAGAUGAUACUAUCUGCAAUGAUCAGUGGACUCAAGGAAGGGAGAUUCCUCUUCUCGAUAGGGAAGAACCCACCGACUACUCUUGGCGAGCUCAUUAACCAUGCCCAGAAGUAUAUAAAUGCUGAGGAGUUCUUCAGCUCGCGCAACAGCAACCAAAUCUCAGAGCAUUCGUCUAAAGAGAAACGACGAAAGGAUAAAAUGCCACAACAAACAAACAAAAGGAGGUCGGACAACAAUGCCUCUCGAGACCGAAGGCCGAGCAGGAGGCCCGAGAGUAAGUUCAGCUCAUACACUUCCCUCAACACUUCUCUGGAGCAAAUCUUUCUGGAUAUCCGAGACCAGAGGCUACUGCAUUGGCUGAGUUGCAUGAAGAUGGAGGCUGGACAGCAGGAUAAACACAAGUAUUGUCGCUUUCAUCAUGAUCAUGGGCACAACAUCAGUGAUUGUGUUGACUUAAAGGAAGAAAUUGAGAUCGUCAUUCGAAAGGGUCACUUGCAUCAAUAUGUGAAGGAAGAGAAACAAGCUGGGAAGGAUGACCAACCGGGCAGAGCUGCAAACAAAGCUAUGGAGAUCCAAACAAUCUAUGGUGGUCCGUCCAGAGGCGGUGACUCGAAUCGAGCUAGUAAAGCCUAUUCCCGGAGCAUUGACCUUGAGCACGACGUCUACUCGGCCGACAGGCUAAGGAAAGAACUCUAA
This is a messenger RNA of Magnolia sinica, 966 nucleotides long. RefSeq lists its product as uncharacterized. The record is from RefSeq and is a predicted model, not a curated record. Lineage: Eukaryota; Viridiplantae; Streptophyta; Magnoliopsida; Magnoliales; Magnoliaceae. The transcript has 2 exons. Bases 1 to 966 code for a protein of 321 amino acids.